CUAAAGGGGCGAUACAGGUCAGGAGCUGCAAAAUGGCUGGCGCUGAAGAGAGCUUCUGGAUGCCUCCCCGGAGCUGCGAGGAUUACUGGGCUGAAUGGAAGCACUGCCGGACGCUGAGGAACUUCCUUCAUCAUUACUACACCUACGGGGAGACCCCGGCCUGUGCCCAGUGGAAAAGAGAUUACCAACACUGCCGGCAGUGGGAGGAGAGCGGGAGUCCCGAGGCCAAGCAAUGCCUCUGCCAGAGCGAGCGGGCCCGCAUCCUGGCCAAGCAGAAGCACCCCCCUGUGUGGACCAUGAGGCAGAGCCCCCCCAGGGAGUGGCACUUGCCUCUGCCUGGGGAGGAGAAAUCCAAGUGAGGGGCCGAGUGAUGGAGGAGAUGGGCUGACGUCAUUGAGGAGUGUAGCACAAGUGGACCUGGUGCCAUGGGGCCAGGCCCACACCCCCCCAAAGCUUCUUCAGCAGACCUGGUGCCACCAGGUAAGGCCCACACCCACCCAAGGCUUCUCCAGCUCCCCUUUCUGCCUCCUGCUCCUGGUUCCCAGCUGGCCAGCCCUGUUACCUCAGAAGAGAUCCCCACCCCAGAGCCUCCAGCCAAGCACUGCCUGAUCUGCAGGGGGUCAGCACAUUCUUCAGAUGGCAAGAUUCACUGUUCCCUCCCCCCCACUCCUGGGGAAAAGGGCAUCUAGAACACCAGGGUCUUAUGCUCUGGGGACAUCAGGAUGCUCCCUCCCCUCUUGUUUGUGUGUGUGAAAGGUGAGCUGGACCUGUAGUUCUCUCUAGGGCACCUUCUCUCUCUAUCCUGGCAUGAUGCUGGCUCGGGCUUGGCCUGCCUGCCCCACUCUGGCCCAGGGUGCCCAGUACCUGCCUCUGCCCUCCCUCCCUAUGUCAGGCCUUGUCUACACCAGCAGCAGCAGCAGGUGAACCUGGAGCCCAUCCAGCCCCUGGGGACACAGGACGCACACUGGACUGCCACACUUUGCUGAUGCCUCCACCCGCUAAGGGGGGCAUGUACACUUCAUGCUCCAGAGAAGGACCCUCAUGAAGAAUCAGGCUUUUCACAGAUUUUAAAGAAAAAGUGAAAAUAAAUCCAUCCCCACCCAACAUCUCCAUUCCUUAUUGUUGUUCUCAAGUCAGGCAUUUCUUUACUUUUGUAAAGUGUGUGGCUGUGCUGGUAUGAUAGAAAAUAAAUGGCCAGGCCUGCUCAGACAGGCUUUGAAUUUU
This is a messenger RNA of Trichosurus vulpecula (common brushtail), 1224 nucleotides long. It is a transcript of the gene C1H22orf39, whose product is annotated as chromosome 1 C22orf39 homolog. The transcript has 3 exons. The coding region runs from base 33 to 359 and encodes 108 amino acids. Lineage: Eukaryota; Metazoa; Chordata; Mammalia; Diprotodontia; Phalangeridae. The record is from RefSeq and is a predicted model, not a curated record.